AUGGGAAAAAGUGGGUCGAAGAAGGUGAAAGUGAGUUAUGGUGGUUGUGUUCAUGCUGGAAACGGAAUGCAAAAAGAAAUUAGGUGGUUGAACUGCACUAUAGACUCUCUAGAGCGAGAGCGUGAAAUUUAUCUGAAGCAUUACGGCGCUUUGAGGCACAAGACAUCAUCGAUGGUGUUGGAACCCGCAAAUGAUAUUGAUGUUGACAACGAUGACUAUGACAUUGAUUUCCCACUUCCUAAUGGUCAUGACUUGCCUAUUUUCCCUCCUGGUGAGGAGGCUCUACUUCAGAGUCAUGAAGGAAGAGAGUACGAAGAGAUUCUGAGCUCGUUAUUGGCAAAGAGUAAUCGACGCCCCGACGAUCGUGAUCGGUCUGACCACAUCCAGAAACAGGUAGAUUCUUGGACAAGUCAGAUGCCAGAGCUUGUCUCUGCAUACCUCGCAUAUCUUGGCAACAGCCCUCCUGUGAAUAAGGACAACCAGCCGGUUUGGUUCAUUCCUGUCAUUAGCUUUGAAGAGAACCAGGAACGCGACAUUUUCCACCACGAAGGCUCAUUGACAAUCCCUAUAUCUCUCGCAAGGCAUGGCCUCAUCGGCUGCAGCCCUGAGCAACCCUCUAUCGCUGUCCCUAUCCACUUCCUUCAUAUCUACCAUCAAAUCCAUCGGGUAUGCCCUCACUACAGCUUGGAUGCAUUGGCUCGUUCCCUUCAACAUGUUCAUUUUUUACCACAAGGAACCAUCCUCAAUGACCAGCUAUGUUCUGAAUACGACAUCUAUCUCGCGAUUCUACGCAAUGUGAAGACACUCUGCCUGGAGGCACUUGGACGGAAUAUAGAGCAAAUUUUGACAACAACGACUUGUGCUCCUUGCACAUACAAGCUCAAAGACAAGCCCUCCCUUGUCCCUUCCAUGCUCAUCGCCAUGGACGGCAACAACUCGUUGAAGAUGGUGGAUACUGAUUACAAGUUGGGAAAGCCACGAAUUGACAAACAGACACUUCCCGAUCACCAUUGGAUUGAAGAUGAGCGGGUUAACAAGUUCAAAGACGAGGUCGCAAAAAAUCAGGCCCGCCAGGUGAAGUCCAAGCAAAAAGCAUCAACAAAUUCAUUAUACAAUCAACCAGACCCAGCAUCUGGCACCUUCAAAGACGAGGAUGUUGCGUGGCUUGAAGUCAUUGAGGCAGAUGACCUAGCAGCCUGUAUCGACACAUGUGUCGAUCGAUGGCAAAAUGCAGGACCAGACUCAAAGAAGAAGAUGUGUCAGAUGUUUGCUGUUGCAGGGAUCUUUCUAGCCGUUUGCCACCAUGGCCAUUUGUUGGUGAUUUGUGAUAUGGUGCGGAGCAGAGAACUUAUGAAAUACCCGCUUGCAAUUGUUGAUAAAUUACUGAAGAAUUAUGGCGAUGAUCUUGGCCUUGGCUACGACAUCAUGUGUGCUUUUUACAAGACAAUGAAACAGAGUGACAAGCUUGGAAAGAAGAUUACAGAUAAACGCCUCAUUGGUGUUGUCCCAGCGUUUCAUGGCCAUGCCCAUAACCAGAAAUGCCAAUGCGACUGGCAUCCUCAAUACAUACCUGGAGUUGGGAUCGAAGACUUCGAGGGAUGUGAGCGCACAUUUUCUCUGUCCAACAGCCUUGCGUCUGUUACCCAACUCGCUACGUCUUUCCACCGGCGGCAGGCAAUAUUGGAAUAUUUUAAUUUCAAUGACAAGGACAAGCACGCACUAUCUGGCAAUUUAAUCUAUCAGAACUACCGAGAGGCACUCGAACGACUUGAAGAGGACCUGCCUCUCUUUGAGGAUGCGUGCCAGAGAUUCAGACUAUCCACAGCCGCCUGUGAGGCCUUCUUGAUCAAGGAACGGGAGUAUUUUUCAGCUGCGAUGGAGGAGUCAUUUGGAGACAAUGCAGCUUCUAGACUAUGCUGA
Molecule: messenger RNA, 1920 nt
Organism: Marasmius oreades (fairy-ring Marasmius)
Lineage: Eukaryota; Fungi; Basidiomycota; Agaricomycetes; Agaricales; Marasmiaceae
Exons: 8
Coding region: 1-1920 (639 amino acids)
Source: RefSeq, a predicted model, not a curated record